Molecule: messenger RNA, 2124 nt
Organism: Linum tenue
Lineage: Eukaryota; Viridiplantae; Streptophyta; Magnoliopsida; Malpighiales; Linaceae
Source: the annotation of a GenBank genome assembly
AUGGAGUUCCUAUUGGAAACAGGUUCAUGCUACUCGUUCUGGCUCAUUUCGGUUUUACUGCUGCAGGCAGAGGCUAACCAUGGAGGAGCAGCAGCAGCAAAAGUAACGCACGAUUCCUGCAGGACCACAUCAAGCUGUGGAAGUGGCUCAUCCGCCAUUGACGUCAGGUUCCCAUUCACCAUCAGGGGCAUGCCAUCAUCUUCUGGGUACCAAGGAUUUCCUGGGUUCGAGCUUUCUUGCAGUACUGAAACCAACCAGACUCUGAUACAUCUCCCCCACUCCGCCAACUUCACCGUUCAGAGGAUCGAUUACGAAUCUCAGCAGAUUUAUUUGGGAAGCCCAGAUGGGUGCUUCCCAAGACAACUGCGACACCUGGAUCUCUCUACGACCCGGUUCGUGAUACCGAGGUUGGGACCUAUUACUCACAGCAUUCUCAACUGUUCGAAGGUCAUCACAGGUUCUUCAUCAAAGCCGGUAUCUUGCCUAGGCCCCACGGUCUAUGCCUACGCUUCGAUUUACACUUUGUAUAUGGUCGAUUUUCUGUCUUGUAAGAAGAUGUAUGAAAUUCCAUGGUCCAAUGAUGAUGAUGAUGAGUACGGUGGUAACAGCUUUUCGUUGAGCUGGUCUAAUCCAGAAUGCAGCAGAUGUUACAAGGCCAAGGAGGAAUGUUGCUUGCUGAAGAAGAAACAGAGCAGCGACAUACAUGAAGUGGAAUGUUCGGGAGAUGCCCAUCGUGAUAAAGUUUCGUCCUUCAAGAAGGCAGUCAUAACAGGAGUGACUCUAGGUGCAACCUCCAUUGCGGCAUUGCUCAUUGCGCUCUACCGUGCUUACAAGUUUGAUCGCCAAGAAAAAGAGCAUAGGCUAAAGAUGGAGGUGUUCUUGGAUGAUUACAAGGCUCUCAAGCCUACUCGUUUCUCUUAUGCUGACAUCAAAAGAAUAACAGACCAGUUCAACGAUGAAUUGGGUCGAGGCGCUCAUGGAACAGUGUUCAAAGGCAAACUGUCAAGUGAAAUCCAAGUAGCUGUCAAGGUCCUGGACAACAACUUCACCACAACCAAAGGAAAUGAAGAGGAUUUUGUGAACGAAGUGGGAGCAUUGGCCGGAAUCCACCAUGUUAAUGUGCUUAGAUUGGUUGGAUUCUGCGCAGAUGGGUUCAGAAGAGCUCUGGUUUAUGAGUACUUACCAAACGAUUCACUCCAGAAGUACAUCUCUUACGACGGAACCCAACAAGAUUCCAGCCUUGGGUGGAAGAAGCUCCAAGAAAUCGCUAUUGGAAUAGCCAAAGGGAUCGAGUAUCUUCACCAGGGUUGUCAGCAGAGGAUCCUCCAUUUCGACAUCAAGCCCCACAACAUCCUCCUCGACCAAGACUUCAACCCAAAGAUCUCCGAUUUCGGCCUGGCCAAGCUGUGUGCAAAGGACCAAAGUGCCAUAUCCAUGACUGCAGCCAGAGGAACCAUUGGCUACAUUGCUCCAGAAAUGUUCUCGAGGAACUUUGGGAGUGUGUCAUACAAGGCUGAUGUAUACAGCUUCGGAAUGUUGUUGCUGGAAAUGGUCGGAGGAAGGAAAAAUGUUGAUGUCACUGCAGCAGAUGAGGUCGAUCAUAUAUACUUUCCGGAGUGGAUAUAUAGCCUUUUUCGUGAAUCGGGAGAUUAUGUAAGGUUUGAUGUUGAAGAGGAUGAAGAAGAGGAAGAAGAUGGCAUGAUCAAGAAGAAGUUGGCUAUAGUGGGUCUGUGGUGCAUUCAAUGGAACCCAGUUGAUCGACCUCCAAUGAAGCUUGUGGUACAAAUGCUGGAAGGGGACGGUGACAAUUUAACACCACCUCCUAAUCCUGUUGGCUCUAAUACUGGUGGUGUGGCAAGAAUGUCAGUCAUGGGAAAGCCGCGGCCGCUCCAGGAUUUGGAGAUCAUACCAGAGACGGAAUAAAAGUAUGUUUGAGUCGGGUAAUAGUUAGAAGAAGUGUAUUGUGUUUGGCAUUUGGUGUACUAGGAUUUCAUGAAGUAGUUGAUUGUGGAGAUAUACUAGAAUCAAUACCCACGGCUACACCGCGCGGACUAAAUCGUUCUCUAGACUAUACAAUAUCGAGUAGGUGAAAGGGGAAACACUAACCUUUUGCUUGAAUCUUUC